AUGGCUUCAUCUGAGUUGGCAGAGUUAAGGAGACAGCUUGAUGAUUUACUUGAUGCGGGUUUAAUUCAGCCUUUGAAAGCUCCUUACGGUGUCCCAGUUCUAUUUCAGAAAAAGCAUUAUGGUUCUAUGAGGAUGUGUGUGAAUUAUCGUACCCUGAAUAAGCUUACGAAUGCACCUGCUACAUUUUGCAAUCUGAUGAAUGAUGUGCUACACGAGUUUUUGGAUAAUUUUGUGGUGGUAUACUUGGAUGAUAUUGUGUUGCCUGAUUUUGAGAAGCCAUUUGAGGUACAUACCGAUGCCUCUGACCAUGCUAUUAGGGGUAUAUUGCUACGGGAGGGCCAUCCGAUCACCUAUGAAAGUCGGAAACUGAAAGACACAGAACAACGUUACUCAACUCAUGAGAAAGAGAUGACAGCGGUUGUCCAUUGUCUUGAAACUUGA
This is a messenger RNA of Olea europaea var. sylvestris, 441 nucleotides long. RefSeq lists its product as uncharacterized. Lineage: Eukaryota; Viridiplantae; Streptophyta; Magnoliopsida; Lamiales; Oleaceae. The coding region runs from base 1 to 441 and encodes 146 amino acids. The transcript is spliced from 3 exons. The record is from RefSeq and is a predicted model, not a curated record.